Molecule: messenger RNA, 1486 nt
Organism: Manis javanica (Malayan pangolin)
Lineage: Eukaryota; Metazoa; Chordata; Mammalia; Pholidota; Manidae
Source: RefSeq, a predicted model, not a curated record
GGCCAAGAGGAGAUAAUCUGUCGAAUGCACUCUAAGUGGAGGCUUGCAUGCAAUUGGAAGCGUAAAUGCCAAUGUUGGAAUUAACGGCAGGAAGGUUCUGGAGUGACCUAAAGGGAGGAGGAAGGGGCACCGGAGGAGAAAAUUAACUAGGUACCCUGUUGCUGCUAAAUAUUUAAAUUAUCUGGUCACUUUCUGGUUACUGAGGGGAAAGGGAGAAGCCCUGAUGACACAGUGGGUCGGCCCCCAGGUCAGACCUGAAAUGGGCAUUAGGACUACUUCAGCCUGGAGCAUCCGAAGCCUUAGAUUAGAGUCUCUGCGACUUUGACUUACGGCUUAGAAAGCAAAAUGAAAAGACUUGUUCUAAAAAUUAAGAGCUAAAUUUGGAUUCCUACACAGUUAAUUUACGCAUGAUAAAAUGUUACCCACGCUGUGGUGUUGCCCACGCCAGACUGGGGGUCCACGGAGGCUCCCAGCAGGCCAACAGCCAUGUUCUGAAGCUGGAAGCCCUGCUCUGGGCACCUUCCGGCCCUCCGUGUUCUAAAUGUGCGCGGGGUCCCCAGGACGUAUACCAUGUGUGCCUCCGAAGUAUUCAUUUGGCUUCUGAGUUGAGUCAAAUUUCUUAAUUCAUGAAGAGCGUUGAUAAAUAUUGAGUGAAUGGGGAAUUGUCCCUCUCCCUGCCUUGGAAAAAGCAAGGUGACCGCUGCUGACCCCCCGAGGCUGCCAUGGGUCCCGGCGACCAUCGCCACUCUUCAAAGCAGCAGUAAUGUCCCUUUAUUAUGGCCAAGAGCUGCUGACAUGCAAUACACGCCCCACAAGAGCAUCCCUCGGUGCCUGCGGAGGCAAACAGGUAUCGUUAUUUGGCAUCCCUUCGGAAAUGUUGGGCAGAGCACAAGACAAACAACAAAAAAGCAACUAUUUGAAAGAUCUUCAUUAUUUACAGGGAACUGGAGAAAAGGCUGCCCCCUGGUGGUUGCAGAUUGGGGAUUGAAGAAAAGCCGGACUCCACGGCCCAGGCAAGAUGUCCAGCCCUGUGUGGGGACUCAGGUUCUCCUGCUCACAGCCAGCCAGGGGCAAGGGUCACUUGGACAAGUGCCCUGUAAGGAUGCAAGGCAGCACAGGGCUGGGGGCACACAGCCUGGACUGAGGAGGCUGGGAGGACAGCUGGGAGAGGCGGCAAUGAAACUGAGAACUGAAAAACGAGCACAAUCUACACGUGAAGACAGAGCAGCACAUGUGCUAGAGCGAGGUCCUCAUUUUUCAAAGAACUCUCGCAAUAAAGAAAAAAUAGGCAUCACCAAGUAAAAUUAGGCAAAGUAACUAAAAACUCAUAGAAUAUUAAUCAAAAAACAUGAAAAACUGCUCAUCCUCCCGUGUAAUCAAAGAAAUGCAAAUCGAACUAGCACCUGGGAUAUCAAUUUUCUCCUACAGGCUUGAGAAUACUUGAGAGUUUGUAUUAAAAACCCUGGAAGAACUCAUACCCUUUAUC